CUGUUCUGUGUUCUAGAACAAAACAAUGAAGAACUGGAGACGGUGGGAGAGCGCAGUGGUCGAGCUAGCUCGUGGCCCGCGACUCCGUCCGGCGUGCCCUUCCCCAUGCAGAACUCCAGCCACGUCAAGUUCGAGCCUCCCGCGGUGCCCGUUAUAUUUGUAUUGGGUCUACUCGCAGGUGGCCCUGGCAGUGGGAAGGUGACACACUGUGAUAACCUGAUGCAGGAGAGGCGAGGCAUGGUCCACAUCAACAUGACGGACCUGCUGCAGCAGUACGCCAUCGGCAACGACAUGCUAGACUUCGGCACCCUGUCCAGCAAGACGGUGACCGAGGUUCUGAUGCUGGAGAUGAAGAUGGCUCCCACAGCUCGCACCUACCUGGUCUCUGGCUACCCGAGAUCUAUGAGGGAUGUUGCGGAGUACUCUGAUAAGAUCCAGACCAUAAGUGGCGUGGUGCUGGUCAGUUGGCGCCAACGAGUCCUGGAGCGUCAGAUAGAGUACGGCGCUCGCCUGGGGCAGGUCGUGCUCAGUCUGGCCAAGAUGGAGCUCGCCAACUUCUACAAGCACGUGAUGCCCGUCGCUGAUUACUUCGACCAGAGCAACAUGCUCAUUGCCGUAAACGGUGAAAGAAAUCCGGAAGAAGUAUACAGAGACUUCAAGGCUGCGGUCCUUCAGAUCCUCGGCUCCUAUGAAGAUCAGAAUAGCAACGGAAUAGGUGUGGGUGCUAGAGGAAUUCAAGGUGAAAUAGUUGGUGUGGAACCAGCACCGACAAGAGACCAGGAAAGUCCUCGGCCAGUCACACAGCAUGUCGAUAUUGAUGAUUCAAUGCCAAACGAACCGGUCACUAUAGUACAAGCGCCAGUCACAGUCGCGCCAGUGCCAAGACACGUGCCCAAUGGCAAUAUUGGAAAUGGCGAGAGGAUAGUUAGUCCAAAAGCUGAAGUUAUCAGAGUACGUGGUGCAGCCACCUCCACACCGACCCUGUGGGUGGUCGGAGGACCGGGCAGUAAUAAAGCAGCGCUCUGCCAACGGGCUGUGGAACAACGGCAAGGAUGGAUGCAUUUCAGUGUUGGCCAACGUCUUCGAGCGUUGGCAGAUGUCGGCGGUGGCUUGGCGUCAGACGGUGCUCUGGCAAGAACAGCUGUGACUGGCGGCGAGUUGGCGCCUCACGACCUGGUCACCAAGCUGGUGCAUACAGCGGUACAGGACGCCACGAGAACCGGGAAUGGAAUCGUACUUGAUGGAUACCCGAGAGACUUAGAACAGAUGACACUUUAUGAACGUGAGUUCAAGGUGACUCCUCGUAUGGUCCUCUUGGACUGUUCCAAGCUGCAGCUCGGCCGCGGUCGAAGAGAUGACUCAGUGGCCGCCUUCAGAAGACGCCUGGAGGUGUUCCGGGAGCUGAGUCUACCCAUGUUGAAGAACCUGGACCAACAACAUCGACUCGUUAUAGUGGACGGUGACACGGACUCCGCUGACGUUCAGGCGGAGUUUACGAGAGUUCUGAUGGAGGAGAUGGAACGAGCUGAAGAGAUCUCCAAGAUACCCUCGGAUUACGACCAGCGCACGGAACAGAACCAUUUUAAUAGAAGAGACGGCACCGCGGUACAACAGUUUGCGCACGUGGUGUCUCGAGUGGGGACAACACUCGCUAACGGUACGGCCAGGAAUGGAGCCGCCAACGGGAGCGUUAAUGGAUUUAUUGGCAUGCACACCAAUAAGGUAAAACCGAUGGUAAACAACGUGUCAAAGAUACCCAGCGUAUCCCAAAUGACGCACGAUGACGUACGACGGCUGUACGAACAGAGCUCUGGAGAGAUAGCUCUGAACACGCACAUGUAG
Messenger RNA from Danaus chrysippus (African queen), 1842 nucleotides. The record is from the annotation of a GenBank genome assembly. NCBI's taxonomy places the organism in Eukaryota, Metazoa, Arthropoda, Insecta, Lepidoptera, Nymphalidae.